Molecule: messenger RNA, 1296 nt
Organism: Tremella mesenterica DSM 1558
Lineage: Eukaryota; Fungi; Basidiomycota; Tremellomycetes; Tremellales; Tremellaceae
Exons: 8
Coding region: 1-1296 (431 amino acids)
Biological process (GO): regulation of gene expression
Cellular component (GO): nucleus; Rpd3L complex; Rpd3L-Expanded complex
Molecular function (GO): histone binding
Source: RefSeq, a predicted model, not a curated record
AUGCAGAUGACUCCUGAAGAUGAUAUCGUCGACUUGGAAGCUCAAGCUAGGAAUAGGGUCAUCAACGAGGAAUACAAAGUUUGGAAGAAAAAUACACCAUUUUUAUAUGAUACAGUCAUCACACAUGCUCUUACUUGGCCAAGUUUGACAUGUCAAUGGUUACCUGAUAUGGAGACUCCAAAAGAUGCAGAUUACACAAUCCAUAGGAUCAUACUUGGCACACACACAUCUGGUCAGACCCCAAAUCAUUUGAUGAUAGCAGAGGUCUUGUUACCUAAAGUUUCGGUGGAGAAGACGAGAGAAGAAGUGGCUGAUAUGUAUGAUGAAGAAAGGCAAGAACUAGGAUCACACACUAAAUCACCCGUACGAGUCAGAGUCAAACAGACUAUCCACCACGAUGGAGAAGUCAACAAAGCACGUUACAUGCCACAAAACCCAGAUUUGAUAGCUACCAAAACUCCCAAAGGCGAAGUGUACAUUUUCGAUCGGACAAAACACGAAAGCAAGGCUCCGGUAGGGGGAGAAUGUAAACCUGAUAUCCGAUUGAAAGGAAUGUCGAAAGAGGGAUUCGGGUUAAGUUGGAGUCCAAUGGCUGAGGGACAUAUUUUGAGUUCGGGAGAGGAUGGGUUUGUAGCUCAUUGGGAUAUCCAAGCGUAUGACAAAAAAGAUCCUUCACUUCAACCUCUGAGGAAAUAUACCGGUCAUUCUUCCAAUGUCAGUGCCGUAGACUGGCAUCCAUUCAACGGGAAUCUCUUUGGUUCAGUAGGGGAUGAUUGUCACUUCAUGCUCUGGGACACAAGAAGUGAAAUAACUUCAAAACCUAGUCAGAAGGUUGAAGCACAUGCGGAAGAUGUCAAUUGUCUUGCUUUCGCACCUAGCAGUGAACAUCUCGUAUUGACUGGGUCUAACGAUAAGACUAUCGCACUAUGGGAUCUACGAAAACUCGGUCAAAAACUUCAUUCCUUCGAAGCUCAUAAAGGUGCAGUCACAGAAGUAGUUUGGUCACCUCAUUCCGCCAUUCAUUUCGCUUCCGCCUCGGCAGAUCGUCGUGUACAUAUUUGGAAUAUGGAUGCUAUAGGUGAAGAACAAACUCCAGAUGAUGCUGAAGAUGGACCUCCUGAAUUAUUAUUCGUACAUGGUGGACAUACUUCUAAACCUGGUGAUAUAAGUUGGAGUUCUUCAGCUAGAUGGCAUAUAGCAACUACUACAGAAGAUAAUAUACUUCAGAUUUGGGAACCUAGUAGACAUAUUCGUACUCCUGCGGAUGGUGUGAUAGAUGCUAUGGAAUUGGAGUAG